CCCCUCACCUCCCACCACCGCUCCUCCUCCACCUCCGUUUCCCCAGAAAAUGGGCAAAGGUGGCUCCCUCAGCGAAGGCGUCAUCAAGAAGAUCCUCCUCUCCUACACCUACGUCGCCAUAUGGAUCUUCCUCAGCUUCACCGUCAUCGUCUACAACAAGUACAUCCUCGACAAGAAGAUGUACAACUGGCCCUUCCCCGUCUCCCUCACCAUGAUCCACAUGUCCUUCUGCGCCGCCCUCGCCUUCCUCCUCGUCCGCGUCUUCAAGCUCGUCGACCCCAUCACCAUGUCCCGCGACGUCUACCUCUCAUCCGUCGUCCCCAUCGGCGCCCUCUACUCCCUCUCCCUCUGGCUCUCCAACUCCGCAUACAUCUACCUCUCCGUCUCCUUCAUCCAAAUGCUCAAGGCCCUCAUGCCCGUCGCCGUCUACUCCAUCGGCGUCUCCUUAAAAAAGGAGACCUUCAAGACUGACACCAUGGUCAACAUGCUCUCCAUCUCCAUCGGAGUCGCCAUUGCCGCUUACGGUGAGGCCAGGUUCGACACGUGGGGUGUCAUUCUGCAACUCGGCGCGGUUGUGUUCGAGGCCACCAGGCUUGUCUUGAUCCAAAUCUUGCUGACAUCUAAAGGGAUCACGUUGAACCCAAUCACAUCUUUGUACUACGUUGCACCAUGUUGUUUGGCAUUUCUUUUGGUGCCUUGGAUCUACGUGGAGUACCCUACAUUGAGGGACACGUCGAGUUUCCAUUUCGAUUACGUGAUCUUCGGGACCAACUCGUUCUGUGCUUUUGCUUUGAAUCUCGCUGUGUUCUUGCUCGUGGGGAAGACCUCGGCUUUGACGAUGAAUGUGGCUGGUGUGGUGAAAGAUUGGCUCUUGAUCGCCUUCUCAUGGUCGGUGAUCAAGGACACUGUGACCCCGAUCAAUCUGGUGGGUUAUGGCCUUGCUUUCUUGGGGGUUGCUUAUUACAAUCACUCGAAGUUGCAGGCUCUGAAGGCGAAGGAGGCGCAGAAGAAGGUGCCUCAGGCGGAUGAAGAGGCGAAUAAUAGGCUCUUGGAGGCUGAAGGUGAUGGCCGGGAAGAGAAAUGAGUCCCAAGAAUUUGAGCUUCAUUUGUUCCUAGUUGAGUUGGGAACAUAUUUGA
Messenger RNA from Argentina anserina (silverweed cinquefoil), 1137 nucleotides. RefSeq names its product probable sugar phosphate/phosphate translocator At5g25400. NCBI's taxonomy places the organism in Eukaryota, Viridiplantae, Streptophyta, Magnoliopsida, Rosales, Rosaceae. Gene Ontology annotation, cellular component: trans-Golgi network; Golgi apparatus; endosome. The record is from RefSeq and is a predicted model, not a curated record. The transcript has a single exon. Bases 50 to 1084 code for a protein of 344 amino acids. Gene Ontology annotation, molecular function: antiporter activity.